CCCUCAUGAAUUUUAAAGUGUUUUGUUUGCGUUCAUUUUGCAUGUGCCAGCCCCGAUCUUUUGCCACAGCUUAUAAGAGCAUACAAAAGUAUGUUUGCAUUCUCCGGUUUAUGCAACCGAAAGUGGUUUUACGAAGAUGCUCAAUAGUAUUGUCCUCUUCCCAUUCUUUCUGCUUGUUUCUGCACAAUUUGAUAGUGAUCAGUCUCUUUUCAGAAGAGCGGGCUUACCACCAAAUGUGGAUGUAAAUGAAGAGCCACCUGCAGAGGGAGGAGACGUAAGCAAUCAUUCACACGUCGCAUCUUCCCAUGAAACCGGAUCAAAUCCUGUUAUUGCAAAUCAAAAGGCAAAAGUGAGAAUGUCUUCGGAACAUUUGUGACACUCAUACUCAUCUCGCUAUAUCUUUGCUUU
Meira miltonrushii is the source of this 408-nucleotide messenger RNA. RefSeq lists its product as uncharacterized. Lineage: Eukaryota; Fungi; Basidiomycota; Exobasidiomycetes; Exobasidiales; Brachybasidiaceae. The transcript has a single exon. Bases 137 to 376 code for a protein of 79 amino acids. The record is from RefSeq and is a predicted model, not a curated record.